Molecule: messenger RNA, 314 nt
Organism: Staurois parvus
Lineage: Eukaryota; Metazoa; Chordata; Amphibia; Anura; Ranidae
Source: the annotation of a GenBank genome assembly
AUGUAUGUGAAAUGGUUUGAUACAGUAAUGUUUUACUAUGUGAUUUUAGUGAAUGUCACUUUUUGUCAUUUUCAAACUUCCCGCUGUUCCGUCCCCCAUACAUCCCGACGCUCGCAGGGGACAGAACCCAGAUGACAGAUGCCGGCAUCCGCUGGAUUACAUUGCCAGGGACACUGCAGGAGGGACAUCGCGGGAGCACAGGAGAAGGUAAGUGAUCGAAUGAUCACGGAGCAGCGCUGCAUGGUAAGCCCGAGUGUAUCUCGGGGUUACCGCUUUUGCUACACUCGGGAAUACCGCCAGGGAGGUUAAGAAAA